Messenger RNA from Cydia fagiglandana, 3462 nucleotides. RefSeq names its product exocyst complex component 4 (gene Sec8). Lineage: Eukaryota; Metazoa; Arthropoda; Insecta; Lepidoptera; Tortricidae. Gene Ontology annotation, cellular component: synapse; growth cone membrane; exocyst. The record is from RefSeq and is a predicted model, not a curated record. The coding region runs from base 78 to 2726 and encodes 882 amino acids. The transcript has 17 exons. Gene Ontology annotation, biological process: chemical synaptic transmission; exocytosis; Golgi to plasma membrane transport.
CAUCUUUCAACGGGGCGUAGUGAAAAUAUUUAGAUUUUUCAUAAUUUUUCUUCAUAAGUUAUUUCGCUAAGGAGAAAAUGUCGUCGCCACCACCUACAAAACCCCCUAGAGGGGUGAAACAAGGAAGAGAAACGAGUGGACUUUUAAUGUCUGUUAUCCGUACUUUAUCGGCGAGUGAGACCAACGAGCAACGAGAAAAGGAACGUGCUAAACUAGAGAAGGAGUACAAAAAGAGUGAUGCGAGAUUGGAUGAGCUGGUUGCCGAACAUGCACAGGAAAUCAUGGAAGUUAUGCAGAAAUUCAGCAGCGUCCAAGCAGCCCUAGCGAGCUGGGGUCAGCACACUGAUGCAGCCACAGCUCGGCUGACCGCAUGCCGCAGCUUGCUGCGCGUGCGGCGCGACGAGCUGCGGCGGCUGUGGCAGGACGCCAGGACACACCACCAUGCACUGCACAUGCUCACUAUCAUCGAACGUGUGGUAGUCUCCGAGCGCGACAUCCGCGACCACCUCUCGCGCGGGCUCGUGCUCGCGUGCGCUCACUCACUUCGCUCCGCGCUCGACACGGCCGCAACCACGCUGUCGCACGUCAGUGCGCUCAACACCACGAGGGCGCAUCUCGAGGAAAAGAAGCACGAGCUGGUGACGGUAAUUCUAAGGCGGUUGUCAUCGGCAUUGUACGGCGAAGCAGCGCCGCUCACACGCCGAAUGUCGUCGCGACGCCGAACAGCGCUCCUUUUGGCAGAGCUGACAAAGAGUGAAGAAGUCACCGACGCGUACCUACAAGACAUAACGCCUGAAUUCGAGGCGUCACUCACCGAGGAAGAUAAAACAUUUGAAACUACCGUCAUGAUAUCGCUUGAAGCUCUGGGAGUCUUGAAUCAGCUCAAAGAAGCCACUGAGAAAUUCAAAGUCCAGAUACAAGAUGAGCUCCUAACCGUGAUAGAGUCCGUGUCCCGGCGGAUAAUCGAAGACGGAGACGUGGAGCCGGACGUUCCGGACGUGCCGGACGCGCCGGACGUCCCGGACGAGGUGGUCGAGAACUCGAAACCGUUGCGGCUCGUGAACGCGCUGGUGGAGCAGUUUAGAGCGUGCGCUGCGAGGAAUAAAAGACUCCUCCAACUGUGGCGUGCCGCGCUACAGAAGCACAAGAUCUCGGACUCGUGUCUCCACACCGAGAUACACUACUGGAGCGCCGUACAACAAGUCCUCCAACUGCUACUGACAGACUACCUCCAAAUAGAGAGCGUGACUCUCGCCGCCGCCCGUUCCACGAGCGCUUCGGACACGCACAGCGAACUUCGCAUCGCAGAUUACUUCGCUAAGAAGCGGCCGCAGCGGCGUGAAAAACUUUUCAAGCUCAAUGUGGGCGUGGUACCGACAGUGAGCGCGGCGGCGCGGCGGUACCCGCUGGUGUGUCGACCGGACCCCGGGUUAUUACACGUGCUACUGCCGACCCUACACGCGCUCACACACGACAUCGAGCCCGUCGUUGGCGGCGAAUGUUCGCUGCGGGCAUUCAUCACUGACUAUGUUCGAUCUGGGGAGAGCGAGCGGCUCGCGAGCGAGGCGAGGGCUUCUAUCGAGGUGGCUAUGAAGGCUGCCGCGUGGCGCGAGCGAGCGCCGCCGGAACCACCGAGCGCUAACCACCGUCUCGUGUUCUCGUGCUGCACGGCGGGCUGGGCGGCGGUGGCGCACUGCGCGCUUGCGGCGCGGCGCUGCGGCGCGUGCGGCGCCGCGCACGCCCUGCGCGCGCUGCCCGCCGCGCUCGCCGCUCUAGCCGCGCACGCCCGCGCCGCGCACCUGCGCCUGCAGCCCGCCGCGCCGGCCCGGGCCGCCAAGUGGCUGGCCGACGACGAUAUCGUCCGGUUCCUGCAGACGCUGCCUAAUUGGCGAGCCGUUGUGGACCCUAAUUCGGCCAGUAAAAAUGAACAGGAUCUGAAACAGGCGUACGAACGCGAGGCCGAAAUCCUGGGCUCGAGUCUCGGGGACGGCGCCGUGUCUCGUCGCGAAAUCGUCGGGGACAUCAAUGCUUUAGGCGACCUGGCGUUACUCUGCGAGUCCAUGGACUGGCUGGCCACCAACAUCCGGUCUUUGCCGGGACUGCUCACAGCGCCGUCUGGUGGCAGUGGUGGCGUCCGAUUGACCGACAAGCUGCGCGAAGACAUAUCUGCCGCGGCGGCCAUCUUUGACGAGAUCUCUCAUAAGUGCCUGCUGUUUCUACAUCUGGAGAUGCGAAUCCAAUGCUUCCACUACCUCGGUCAGCCGGCGGGAGGCGACGACGACGAGGCGGGCGGCGCGGGCCGCCUCGCGCACGCGCUCCUCGCCUUCCACGAACACGCGCACAAUGUCAUGGCGGCCGGCCGGAGGGCGUACAUCUUCAACGGCAUCGGUGAGAUGAUGUCCGCGGGCGUGGUGUGGCGCUGGCAGUGCAUGGACGCGGAGUUGGCGGGCGGAACCCUCGCUACGCUCAGGCACUGCUUGGCGGCCCUCUCGCUCCCGCACGCCGGGCUGCAGCGAGCGCACGAAUAUUCACGUCUUUUACUCGCUAUGCCUGAGCCUGAGGAAAUCAUAGCAUCGAUCCGUGAGAAAGGCGCACAGUUCACCGAACUCGAGUAUCUGAACGCCUUCAAAGUGAUCGCGGCGCGUCGAGGGCUAUCACAGGCCGACAUGAAACCCCACCUUAAAGCUCUGGCUAGUGCCUUAGGUCAUGUUGGGGUCACUGUUUAACCUUUUGAACGCCAAACGGGGCAUCCAUUUGCCGUGCCACUGACGCCACGGGGGUAAAAUUUAGUUUUGUGAAUAAAUAAUGCCAACCUAAAACUGGGGUGUCUUUCAGUAGAUUUUCAUCAAAAAACGAUCGACGUCGUUGUCACGAUUUUGCGUUGACGUCAAUUGCCGUCUGUGGCGUUCAAAAGGUUAAGGCUCGAAUAGUGCCCUGCCAGACGUGGCUCACUCCGCGAUUACGCCGCGUCGCUACAAGUACUUGCGGCCACACCAGUUUUGGUGUCUAGCAGUAGUAGUUGCCGCGCGCCGCUACGGAACGGAUGCCUCGCGCUUACGCCACCUUGUGGUCAUAUCUGCCGAAAUAGACGCGUUUGUUAGAGUGAAGCUUCUGUACCUAGUAGGUAUUCAUUCUGUGGCUGGGGAUCUAAAAUUAGGUUAAUCCUUUGACCGAAGACGGUACCUAACGCGUGCGGCUGCAACCUAAUAUCAACCUUAGUGCAUUCUAUUAAGGUUCACGAUGGCGCGUCGCACACGAUAGGUGUGGCGUUCAUGGUUUAUACCGCUUCGAUUCAUAUAUGGAUAUUACUAUUAUAAAAUUUUAAAAGACUUAAUAUUUACAUUAAAUUAAUUAUUCCCAUGGGAACAUAUACGCUGAUAUAAUUAUAAUAAUAUGUAUCAUUAAUUGUAAGACUAUGUAAUGAAACUUUUAAUUUUAAAUAAACUACAUAUUUACAAAGUU